CAGUCGCACCGUUGACAGUGGGGUUCAGCUUCGACAUUCGCUAUCCCAGAACAUUAAGUGUCUCGGACUCGGAGGCAGCAGGGUCCCAUUUCGGUUAUCGUGUCUGUCAGUUUGGACCGGCGCAGGGAGGCAGCAGUGUGUUGGUCACCGCUCCUUUUCAAGACAAUCGGACAGGAGUGGUUUACAGAUGUUCUUAUGACAGUGGCACUUGUAAAGCUCUACCUGUACAAGUGGAGCCAGGAGUUUCAUUAGGAUUGUCACUAGCUUGUAAUGCUGACAGAGCUAUGGUGUGUGGACCACGGCAGCUCCAUGGCUGUGAUACUCUAAACUACCUCCAAGGACUUUGUGUUGAGCUGGGGCCACAGCUUACGGUCUCACAAACACUGAAGCCUGCCUUUCAAGAGUGCCGUGAGUUUGGCUUGGAUGCAGUGAUUCUGUUUGACGGUUCUCAGAGUAUCAUAACCAGAGACUUUGUCACCAUGAUCGACUUCAUCAAGAACAUUAUUCGGAUGUUCACUGCCCCCCGUGCACAGGUGGCAGUUGCUCAGUAUUCGACAGACACCAGUGCUGUCUUCCACUUUGAGGACUUUGUGUCUGACCCUAACCCUGACAACCUGAUGCGAUCCGUGGACCAUUUCCAGGAGGCGACAUACACCCCAUCAGCCAUCCGCUAUGUUCUAGAAGAGAUGAUGACAGAAGAACGGGGGAUGAGGAAACAUUCCAGGAAGCUGUUGGUUGUGAUAACAGACGGCAAAUCUAACGACCCUAAAGAGACCUUUAACUCUGUCAUACCAUUGGCCGAGAUGAAGGACGUCAUCAGAUUUGCCAUUGGGGUUGGGAAGCAAUUCUCUAGACAAGAGCUUGAGCAGAUUGCGUCUUUCCCAAACUUUGUAUUUGAGACCAACAGUUUUGAUGCUCUGCAAUCCAUUCAGAAUGAGCUUAGGGAGAAGAUCUUUGCAAUUGAAGGAACUAACUCCACCAACUCCAGUUCUUUUGAACAGGAACUGUCCCAGGGAGGCUUUAGUACCACUCUCUCUGGGGGUGUGUCUCUGUUUGGGGCAGUAGGGUCAUACUCAUGGUCUGGGGGCAUUGUGGAGGUAGCCAGAGGGGCGAAUGCCACGUUCAUCAAUGCCUCUGCACUGGAGACAGACAUGCAGAACUCCUAUCUGGGCUAUUCAGUGGCAGUGGCAGAGACAGUGAAUGGCAGUAUAUAUUUUGCUGGAGCUCCCAGGUUCAACCACACUGGGCUGGUCAUGGUCUUCCAGAGGGAUCCUCUCCAACAGGAGUGGACUGUCACCCACAGGAUACCUGGGUCUCAGCUUGGUUCCUACUUCGGGGCAGAGCUGUGUGUGUUAGAGAUCCAUGCUGGGCCAGGGGAGGGCCGUGCUGAGCUGCUGGUUGUUGGGGCUCCUUGGUAUCAUGCCCAGGGUGUUGGGGGAGAGGUCCACGUCUGUACCCUGGAGACUGGAGCACCCAACUGCUCCCUCACCCUGCGUGGAGUCCAGGGGAACGUCCAUGGUCAGUUUGGGACGUCUCUGUCCCCCUGUCCAGACCUGAAUGGGGACGGGUUGCCGGAGCUGGCUGUAGGAGCCCCACUGGAGGACAGAGGACAUGGGAGUGUUUACAUCUUCCUGGGAUGCCCUUGGGGCAUCCAGGCCAAAUACAGUCAGAGGAUCCAGGGAGUGAGCGGGAGAGCGGGUAGAGGGCUGCAGUUCUUUGGGGUUUCGGUGCACUCUGCUGGGGAUCUGAACUCAGACGGACUGGCUGAUAUGGUGGUGGGAGCUAAAGGAGCCGCUUUCAUACUGAGGUCCCAGCCAGUGAUGCGUGUGUUGGUGUCUGUCACCAUGGACCCUCCCAUGAUCUCCCAGAACUACUUCCACUGUGCUGUCCCCAUGGCCCUGAACACUCCCGUAACCACAGCCAUUCUGUGUGUCACUGUCACUGGGGCCCACGUGGGAAACAUACAGGCUUCUCUCCAGGCAUCAGUGUCUGUGACAGUGGAUCUACUGGAGGAUCAGACCAGGACCAGGCCAGCCCGUCUGCUCUUCUACCCCAGAUCAACAUCCUCCAGCUGGGUUGAAACAGUUACAGGCACUGCCUGCCACAACUUCUCCCUCAGUAUCCCGGAGUGUAUAUCAGACUACCGUGAGGUGCCUCUGUCUGUUCAAAUGGCUGUGGAGGGCCUGGAGGUACCAGGGACAGGAGGACUGAAGUCAGUCCUGAGCCCAGACAACCCAACCUCUUUUGCACACAUGAUCUUGCUGGAGAAGGUUUGUGGCGAGGACCAUGUGUGUGUCUCUGACUUAUCAGUCAACGUCACCAGUCCAGAGGUGGUGUGUAGCGAAGGUUUCCCAAUAGAAGUAGAGGUAGAGGUGGCUAACAGUGGAGAGGAUUCCUCUGAGGCUGAGCUGACACUGGUCCACCCCUCCUCCAUACCCUUUGUUCCUACCAAACGGCCAUCAGGACCAGGCCAGGUGGCUGUUUGGUGUGUGUCUAAUACCACAGGACUAGAAAACAUCACACACACAGUGUGUCCUCUCAGCUCUUCCGUCCUGAGACAGGGGGCACGGGUGACAGUGUUGAUGUCAUUCACAGUGUUUGAGCCAACCUGUUUGAGAGAAAGACUGGCUUUAAAUGUGUUUGUUACUACUGAUAAUGAAGGACAGGGCACCCUUCAGGAUAACUAUGCAAGUGCCUCUGUCGAUGUCAAACUUCCUAUCAAUAUUGUUGUGAAAGGGGGAGACUCCUCCCAAUACAUAACUUUCCCAGACAACAAGCUUCUGGAGCACAUAUACAUGGUGGAGAAUUUUGGAGAUGUGGCAGCACCGGUCAAUGUAACAUUUGUGAUUCCAGUGGAGUUGGACUCUGGUUACCUGUGGAAUGUGUCUCUUCCUCAAACAGAUAACAGCAGAGGAAAGUGUGAGAGGAAGGAGGUAUUCUCUAAACAGGAAAAAAACACUCUGUUUUAUCAGCACUGUAGUGGGGUCAUCUGUCAUCUGGUUGGCUGCACCAUAGGACUGUCAUCCAACAAUCAGCCAACCAUCUUCAAGUUUGUUGGGAAUAUCAGUAGAAACUCAGAGGGUUCAGCGGUGCAGGUGGAGGUGGUCAGUUGGGGGUCGCUGUCCUUCGACCAGAGUGUCUACUCCCAGUACCCUGCCGUUGGUUCUCAGAGUGUGAAGAUUCUGUCCAUUCUGGAGACAACUCCUGAAUCCCACACUGCUCUCAUUGCUUCUAUCAGUGUUGUGUUUUCACUGUUGCUACUGAUGAUAAUCUCUGGGUUUCUCUACAAGAAGGGUUUUUUCAAGAGCAGAAGAAUUGCCUCUGGUGGUGUUGAUUAUAGUCCAGCUGUUCCUGGUCGGACUGCAGCCCCUGAUGAUGACCAUGGUCUGACCGCUGAUAUUACCUCACUGGGGGAGAACACCCUGUAGCCCAGUGGCGGUCAGUGCCGUUUAAGUUGAGGGAGGAAGAUUUUUUUCAUGCGCAUGGCCUUAUUUCUAUUACAGCAUAUUGGAUGACAGUCAUUCAUAUUCUAUUCACCCAGUCCAAUGUAACAUUAGAUAGGUUUAGGCUACUACAUGAUACUAGAAUUUCCCUGUACACAUCAUGAGGGUUCUACAACCUAGCCUAUGAAUGAAAGUUUACAACGUAGGUGCACACAGGUCAAGAGACACAUUUGAAGUGACAGACUGUGACACAUGGACAGACAGUGACACCUUACACACUCUUGCCUUCAUCUAGCUGAUACAAGGUGUAGUCAUUAGUCCAACAUUUGCAAACAAAAGUUUCUAAUGGACAAAUUCAAGUAUUUUUAUCCCCGUUUUGUUCCGUUUAAGAAACGUGUUUCGGCAGAAUGAAUACACCCCUGAUCACGCGUAAACACAGUUCACUUUCAUAGCAGCCACGUUGUAUUCCUUCUCGCAUCCAUGCACUCUCCUCCUCUCACCUCUUCCCUUCACUUGUGGGCUCCAAUGCACAUCAACUGUAUGUGACCAGAUGAAAAUAGCUUUCCAAGCCAAACCGCUACACACAGCCUAUAGCUAGUAGAACUAACGUGUUAGUAAACCCGCUACAAUCAUGCAGUGAUGUUAGUGUACAGUCAGUCAUUUAAAAAAAUUAACCUUUUAUUUAACUAGGCAAGUCACUAAAGAACAAAUUCUUAUUUACAAUGACAGCCUACUUGUAAAGCCCCCCCCGGCCAACUCCUCUCCUAACCCAAUCGCGGCCAAUACUCCCGAUACAGCCCGGGAUUGAACCUGGGUCUAUAGUGAUGCCUCUAGCACUGUAAUGCAGUGCCUUAGACCGCUGCGCCACUCGGGAGGCCAUAAGCCAUUACACCGGUGGGCCUUGGUGGCAAUAAAUUAGUAAUACCAUAAGCUUACCUUGACUUGGAAGAGUUCAGGUGUUGUGUUGGAAAGUCAUAGCCAGCUAAAGCCUCUUAAGGAUCAGACCCUUUUUUUCCAA
Messenger RNA from Oncorhynchus tshawytscha (Chinook salmon), 4461 nucleotides. Its product is annotated as integrin alpha-X. Gene Ontology annotation, molecular function: integrin binding. Gene Ontology annotation, biological process: cell-cell adhesion; cell adhesion mediated by integrin; integrin-mediated signaling pathway. Gene Ontology annotation, cellular component: integrin complex; external side of plasma membrane. The transcript has 29 exons. The record is from RefSeq and is a predicted model, not a curated record. Bases 285 to 3428 code for a protein of 1047 amino acids. NCBI's taxonomy places the organism in Eukaryota, Metazoa, Chordata, Actinopteri, Salmoniformes, Salmonidae.